AUGAUUAUACUUAUUUCGAAAUCCUCAAGUAACGAAGUCUAUGAAGUUUCUCCUGAAUCAAUGAAAAUAAUUAAUAACAAUGGACAAAUCACUAUAUUUGUUAUUACUCCGACGUACGCACGACCUGUUCAAAAAGCAGAAUUAACUAGACUUACUCAUACUUUUAAGCUGGUUCCUAACUUGCAUUGGAUCGUAGUUGAAGAUGCAUCUAAAGCAACCACCCUUGUUUCUAAACUACUCAAAAACUCAAAAUUAUCUUAUACACACUUGGUUCAACCUACUCCACCAUCGUGGAAAAUCAAAGAUAAUGAAGGAAGGUGGUCAAAACCAAGGGGAGUUUUGCAGAGAAACACAGCUCUAAAAUGGAUUCGAAAAAAUUUAUCUCCUGAAAUUAGAGGAAUUAUUUAUUUUGCAGAUGAUGAUAACACAUACACAUUGGAACUAUUUGAAGAGAUGAGACAAACCAAAAAAGUUUCAAUAUGGCCCGUUGGUUUGGUUGGUGGUCUAUAUGUUGAGAAACCCUUAGUCAGAGAGGGAAAAGUUGUAGGUUUUAAUGCUGCUUGGCGCCCAGAAAGAAAAUUUCCAGUCGACAUGGCAGGUUUUGCUGUUUCGCUCAAACAUUUUUUAAGCAAACCAGACGCCAAGUUUUCUUACAGCUCAGAGGGAGGUUUCCAAGAAUCUGAUUUUUUAAGUCUACUUAUUACAAGAGAAGAAUUAGAACCCAUGGCCUCCAAUUGCUCAAAGAUUUUAGUUUGGCAUACUAGAAGUGAAAAACCGAUUUUGGUUCAUGAAGUUCAGUUAGAAAAAAAAGGUUUAAAGCCUUCUAACUACGGGAUGGAAGAGUAA
Pediculus humanus corporis (human body louse) is the source of this 846-nucleotide messenger RNA. Its product is annotated as glucuronyltransferase-S, putative. NCBI's taxonomy places the organism in Eukaryota, Metazoa, Arthropoda, Insecta, Psocodea, Pediculidae. Bases 1 to 846 code for a protein of 281 amino acids. Gene Ontology annotation, molecular function: galactosylgalactosylxylosylprotein 3-beta-glucuronosyltransferase activity. Gene Ontology annotation, biological process: carbohydrate metabolic process; chondroitin sulfate proteoglycan biosynthetic process. Gene Ontology annotation, cellular component: Golgi membrane. The transcript has 5 exons. The record is from RefSeq and is a predicted model, not a curated record.